This is a messenger RNA of Rhodotorula toruloides NP11, 1236 nucleotides long. RefSeq lists its product as uncharacterized. Bases 1 to 1236 code for a protein of 411 amino acids. The transcript is spliced from 3 exons. The record is from RefSeq and is a predicted model, not a curated record. Lineage: Eukaryota; Fungi; Basidiomycota; Microbotryomycetes; Sporidiobolales; Sporidiobolaceae.
AUGAAGUCCUGGACCCUCUCGACCGUCGUCGUCCCGCUGCUCGUGCUGUCGACCGCGGUAGCAGCGACGUCCGCUCAACACUCGGUGCGCGGACUCGCUCCGCACGCAGGCAUGGCACAGGUCGUGCGUAAGAGGCAGGGAGGGUUGCUUGGAGGCUUGUUGGGCGGUGGAAAUGAGGCGACGAGCGCGGGGCCUAGUCUGGCUGCGCCUGCGACGACCGCUGCGGCGGGAGACGCGACGAGUAGGGCUGUCAUCGGAGGACAGCAAACGUCGAGUGCUGCUGCUGCCUUGCCGACGAGUGCGGAGACUCCUGCGGCCGUGACGACCACCACGCCGGCUGCCGCGACGCAGCCGACGACGGCGGCCAGUCAGCCGGUCGCGCAGACUUCCGAGUCGUCCUCCGCUGAGACGACGCUCGCCACAACCUCGGCUUCGUCCGCCGUCAAGAGCUCGGUGGCGACCUCUGCGCGCUCGGCCACGACCGUCACGUCCGUCUCGUCGCUCUCGUCCAACUCGCUCUCAGCCUCGUCGAGCGGCAGCGCCUCUUCGUCCUCCGCCUCGUCCUCUGCCUCCGCCGCCUCCGAGUCGUCCAAGAGCAGCAGCGGCGGGAUCUCCAAGAUGGUGCUGAUCCCCAUUAUCGUUGUCGCCUCGGUCGUCGCAGGUUGCCUCGCCAUCUGGACCGUCAUCCGCAAGACGGCCCUCUCCCCCUCGAGGCGCUUCAACAAACGUCUCGCCGAGGUCGACUUCGUCGCUGAACCGACCGACCCGGACCUCCUCCCUGGACACGGCAGGAACGCGAGUCAGAUGAGCGGACCUGGUGCGGGCGGACAGGGUGGGUUCGGUGGGCAGCCGCAUCCCGCGAUGGCGGGUGCGUAUGCGCCGAGUCUCGCGAGGAGCGACAGUGGGAAGGACUCGCUGAGGGGUGGAGUCGCGAUGAGCGAGUCCAUGCACAACCUCCCGAGCAUCCCCUACGUCCAGCAGCCUUACUACGGUGCCCCUGCACCCUACGCCAACUCUCAGCCCGGCUACCCGUCCGAGCAAGCGCUCUACUACCAAGACCUCCAGCGCGCCGGCUCCGUCGCCUCGUUCCGCUCGCCGGCCUCGCCUGCUCCCACACCAGCCAUGCCGCUCCCGUCCGGCCUCAACCGCAUGCCGACGAUGCAGUCGCACCAGCCGCCCGUGUACGACUAUGCUGCGCAGGCUCGCGCGCAGAGUAGGAACGACAUGCGGUACUGA